UGGAGACCUUGACCUUCACAGCGACAGUCUAAACAUGGCCGCCUACCCCUCGCUCUGUGGCAACCACAAACCUCUAUACGGUGGCCUGUAGCAGAAGAUUGUCUGUUUGACUACGUUCACAGGAUUCCGAUAUUCAAACAAGGAGAUGGACGAGAGUAUCAACGCCAUAGCCGUAGGUGUGAAACACAAGUCUACUCUUGCAAAAGAAAUGUAUGACAGUGGAGACCUCAAAGGGGCUUUGGAACAGUUUAAACUUGCCUUAAGGGACUCAAACCGUCUUAUAAUAAGAAAGAGAGAAAGUGUUGCCCUUUGCAGAUUGAACCUGGCAUCAGCACAAAUAGGUAGAGGGGAUGAAGCAGAAAAGACGGAUGGAAGAAAAGCACUGGAACAGUUACUGGAAGAGAACACAGAGGACAACAUGUUGUCAGCUUGUAUUAACUUCAAUCUGGCGCUUGCAUCGCCGGACAAUGACAAAAAGGAUACUUAUCUGGAGACAUGUCUGGAGAUUCUGGAACGUGUGAAAGAUGCUAAGGCUGAGACUUUGAUCCUGCAGCAGAAGGCGCUAGAGGAACGGCUGCGGUUAAUAAAUGUCAGGGAGAAAGAGGAACGGUGUCAAGGAAAUGAGCCAGGUGAUAAACAAGAAAGAAAACACGAUGAGAAGAAGCUGAAGUGCAGGAAACAGUUAGCUGACGUGUGUAAACGUUUAUCAGUGGAGGCCUACACGGAGAUGGAGGAGUCGGAGACUGUCCUCUGCAGCAAACGUGUGGCCAAUCUGCUUGCAAUGGCCAAUAUGACAGUAGCCCAAAACAGACAAAACGCUCGAAUGUACGCACAUGAAUGUCUGAGUAUAUUAGAAGAAGACUGGUCUCGUGUCCAAGUGAACACGUGCUCUGAUCUGGCCGUUCUCUUCACCGAGAUUGGAGCUUACGAGAAAGCAAAGCUAUGUUUCCGAAAGACACAGCUGUGUCAAAACAUCAACGAACUCGAAGAACAAGAGGUCCAAUGUCACAUGUUUCAAAACCUAGGGGCUGUGUGUGUUUUGGAACGGAAGUAUCAAGAGGCCACGCAAUACUUCAAAGAUGCUCUGGGUGUGAUAGCUGGAAGAGCGAGCGAGAGGCGAGCCCAUCUGUACCUGAAUCUGGGAUUCGCCUGGAGUCAGAUGGGAAGAGCGAAGAUCUGGAAAACCUACGAGGCCUAUCUCAAUGCCGCCAAAUACUCCCAAGAGUUGAACACAGAGACCAACCUGAGACUGGAGGCACUGCAGGGCCUGGUUCUGGCUGGAAUGGCUGUCCUCGACUAUCGGCAGGGACUGGGAGACUUCUGUGUCAAUGUCGUCCUCAGUCAUAAAGAAAUUGAUGCUGACGCGACUCUAAAUUGGCAAAACAUAAAUGUUUCUGGGUUCAAGGACAAAAUGAAAGAAGAAAUUAAAGACAAGUAUAUGACGUGUAUUGACAACGUCAAUGUUGCUGUCUUAAACAGGCAACUCUAGCUGAGGACAGGCGUUGAAUGGAUAUUGAACAUAACUAAGGAGUUUAUUAUUAAAUUAUGUUCAUCUUAAAAUGGCAAAACGUAUUGACAGAGUGAACGGGAUAUUUGGAACGUUGCCACUCUGUAAACAUCAUAGUAGUGAAGUAAGGGGCUUCCUUGUUUUGAAUUAUGUUGAUUUAUUAUUUCUCGUCCAUAGUUUCACACCAGCUUGAAUUCCGAAUUCCGAACUUUAUAUUGUACGCAUCACUAAUCUAUUGCAAGGAUUGUUCGGUGAUGCACGUUUAAUUUGCUUUGGACAUUUAUUACUAAAUCAUGUUUAUCGUUUAAACGGCAAAACGUAUUGCUAGCUAGUAAUGUUCUGUUGUAUAUUGAUGACUUGACAGAUUCCCUGUACACAAAAUGUAGAAAUGAUUUAUGUCACUUUCGUAUUCUGAAUUGUCUUCAAUUGAUAUUUUCAUUUUGGACCUUUCCAACAAGAUAUACGAGUUAGCUUCACUGACUGGUCAACUCCACCUACCCACACUAAGUUGAUUUGAAUGAUCACUGAUCUUUCCGUUUGGUUUGUCGGGCUGCUUGAGUGGAUGAGGCACGAACUUACGAAAGCCUUGUGAUGCCACAUUUGUAGCAUGAAAUAUGUUUUCAGCGAACUUUCUCGUUGCUUCGAGUGUUUAGGUAAAUUAAAGAAAAGGCUGAUGUACCACGUCUCUUUAUGCAGUUACUACAUUCGGUUUAUACCAGUCUAUUUGAUGGUAUAUACUUGACUCCCGUUUCUUGGUUGCAUAAUACGUAUCAAGGAACUCCCAUUUCAGUGUUUGUCUCUACAAAUGUAUGUACCACUUGACUUUGUAUAGACUCCCAGCGAGAACAGAACAUCGGAUAUACUCAGUGUAAAAUCUUUGUACCCGUCUUGUGACACUCAAAUAAUAAACUAUUGGUACAUGUAUGUCUGUCUACCUGCCCGGCCGCAUGUCUUGAAAUGACUGAUCUUGUUGAGCAUCGAUGCACGUGGUAUCACACUAUCUGGUUCUGUCAGACCUAGGUCAGUCCCAUGUGAUUUCAACAUUUGUGGAAACUGGAUAUAAGCUGCUGCAGUCGCUCUCGAUCACGUGUACAUGAUAACCGGCUAGUUUUAAUAGAGUUAGAAUUUAGUAAUAGAAUAUGCUUUACUGAAUAAGUCUUACUAAAAAUAUAAUUAAUUGUACUAGGUACUCCGAAAUAUUCAAACAAUACCAGAAGGAUAUAUAGUACAUUAGGUAUCAUGAAAUCAUAUAAAUUGAAGAAUAAUGUGUGUGCUACCAAUUCUUGUUAUUAUUGUAACAUAUAAACAUGCAAUGAUAAUAUUUAAAGUAUCAAAAAGACUAAUAGUCUUAUAAUUCACCCUAACAAAAGUAAAAAGUCAAUUCAAAGCCAUGCGUAAGGAAUAUGACAUUUCGGUUAUUUAGACACACUCGCAUGUGUAUUAUCUUAUCUUAGCAUUCAAGGUUCUCCAGACAACAGUAUACUAUUUUUCAUGCUGUUUUUGGCUCCGGUCAUAGUGACAUUUCACAGAUUAUCUUAGUGACAUAUCACAGAUUAUAUAUCUGCAAAGGCCAUUUUGUCAAGUCCAGACCUAACUCACAGAAGCAAUGCUUCUCAGUCUUGGUACCCUGAUCUUAGCUCUGUUUCUUGGAGGAGAAGCCCAAGUCUCAAAUCCUGGUAUUUUUGACCCCAACUGCAAGGACCAUCUGGACAACUGCCAUGAGUUCCAGUGGGACACAUGUCUCAACAAACUGUUCAAGCAAUGGGUGAUAGACAACUGCAUCCAGUAUUGCAAGCUUUGUAUUGGACCUACGACUACGACAACGACUACACCAACUCCACCGUGUAUUGACACGGAAGCCAACUGUCACAGCUACCCGGACGACAUAUGCACGAAAGAUCUGUACAGGGCAUGGGCAAAGGCUCACUGCCGGGUGACCUGUGGGUUCUGUGGCGUUGUUCAGGGUGUGCCCACUCCUAAGAUUGACUAGGACAUACUGACACUGUAACCACUGCCAACGAUUAUUAUGAAACUAAUAAACACAUAUCCUGCUUA
This is a messenger RNA of Haliotis rubra (blacklip abalone), 3562 nucleotides long. RefSeq lists its product as uncharacterized. Bases 146 to 1489 code for a protein of 447 amino acids. Lineage: Eukaryota; Metazoa; Mollusca; Gastropoda; Lepetellida; Haliotidae. The record is from RefSeq and is a predicted model, not a curated record. Gene Ontology annotation, molecular function: protein binding. The transcript is spliced from 8 exons.